AGCCACAGAUGACCGGAAAUGGAACCUGCGCGGGCCUGUUGCUAAGCAACAAAUGCUGCCGGGACGCUAGACGGCCCUGGCGCGGAGGGAGCUGAGACCGCCGGAGGUCCCGGGGCGUCGCCUCUAUCUUUCUAGGGCUUCUGAGGACAGGAGCGAUCCAGAAGCGCCGGUCAGGCCAGCGCGUCCUCGCAGCUAUGAGCAGCGAGCAGGAUAAAUCGGCCAGCAAAGAAAAAUCCAAGACACCAAUAAGAUUUCUACCACAGCUAUCUAUGGAGAAAUCAGCCAGCAAAGAAAAGUUCAAGGCACCAGCAAGAGCUUUACCACAGCUGUCUAUGGUGAGUACAAAGCCCCUCUGGCAGCAGGCAGCUCCAUCAUUCCAUUUGAGUGUAAAGCAGGAUGAUGAGAUUCCAGAACCAUUUAGUGUUAAAAAUGAACAGUCCUAUGCUGAAUACAUGGAACGUUUUGGAAAAAAGGGCACAUUACCCCACCAAGUUGAUGAUAGUUAUUCUGGACCGUCUACUUCCAAAUCAAAGGGCAAAUCUCCACAUAAAGAACGAGAAAACUUUAGAAGCACUCUUGUUAAUAUCCUUAUGCAACAAGAUACUGACUUAGACUCAGCUGUCCCUGAUGGAAGCAUAAUUCCAAAACCGACCACUUCUGCUGUAGAGAAAGACAUCUUGAGAUAUUACUAUUAUAUUCACCACGGAAUUGAUACAGACCACGUAGCCCCAAUGGAAGAUUCUUGGCUAGAACAUGUACUGGAUUUAGUUCCACAACAUCUGAAAGUCUUCACUGACAGCAUAGUUACACUAUCUGAUGAAAUGAGAGAAGAUUAUCUUCUUAGUGUAAAGAAAUCCAUAGUUGAUUUCGUUUUAAAAGAUCCUAGGGAGAAAGAAGAUGAUAAGAAGAUAGAUGAACUUCCAGCCCAUCGUGCUGAAAUGGAAAUUCUGCCAAAACCUUGGAGGAAAUCUUUUUUAGCUGCAAGCAAUUAUAUUAGGGAUCACUUGAAUGCAAUGAAUCCCACGAUGCUGGCUGUACUAGAUUUGUGGCACAGUAAUUUUAAAAAAUUACGUUUAGUCGAUAUUGAAGAAUUUCAUAAUCGCCAUGAUGCAUUAGAGUUGUCAAGUUUUCAGAACAUUAUUAUGAGACACAUGGAAUCUGCCAAAGACACUCUACUUAAAAUGUGGUUUGCAGAAGUGCAGAAUAUUUAUUACCAAGGUAAUAAAAAAAAGCAUUUGCCAACUGGUGACAGCAGUGCCAAAUUGGAAUCUUUUUUCAACUGUGCUGCAGCACUUAUGACUUUGCAGCUGCAAAACCUCGCUUUAGUCUCCAUGCAAGAUUUCACGGACUUAAUUGCACAACCCCCAGAUUCUGUUAGAGCUUUUGAACAUCCAGGUUUCAUCAUGAGGCUGGUUCUUGAUAAGGACACCAUUAAAUUUGAACCUGAGUUUAGUGACUAUGUAGAUAUCUUUGUAAAUGUUUAUGAUGUCAUGCUUAAAGCUAUCGGUUGUGUGCCAAGAGUUGAGACAAAAUUAUAUUCCAAGUGGGAAAGUAAGUCUAAACCAACAACCUUGAAGCCCAUAAUUCUGAGUGAAAUUAUAGAUGCUCACAAAGAAAAGAUUAAGGAAGUGAUUAUGAAAGAGAGUGUGGCACCUACUGAGCACCUCAGACUCUAUGACAAGUAUGACUUUUUAAUUACCAGAAAAGCUGAGCAAGAUGUUGAUAAUUUUCUCUCAGGAAAUCAUAACUAUCAACAAAUAAUAGAUGAAAUUCGCAAAUACCAAAAACUAAUAGAGGAAAUACAAUACACAUCCAUUAAGACUGUUCGUUUAGGAAUGUUUGAAAUGCACUGUGAGGAAUUAAUCAGAGCUUUGGUGAAACGAGCAGAUGUUAUUUGUGGGAAACUUAUAGCUAAAAUGUUCAGAGAUCAUCAGGAAGUAAACACAAGAUUAUGCGAUGAAUUUGAGAGGAUAGCUGAAAAAGCUCUUAGCACUCCUCCAAAUACAGCAGAACUGAUGGAAAUGAAGGCUUACAUUCAGAAAGUGGAGGUAACUGAUAUGAUUGAACUGGAACAGAAAUUAGUGGAUUCCAGAAACUGCCUCGCUUUCCUCAUUGAGCAUGUCAACUUUUCUCCAGCAGACAUUAGGCUAAAUAAUAGUGUUUUCCAGUGGUAUGGAAGAAUGGGAGAAAUUUUUGAAGAGCACAGGAAAAUCAUUAAAGAGAAAAUAGAACAAUAUCAAGAAGGUCUGAAGUUACGGUGUGAACGGUUUGUGGAGGAGUUGGAGAGUUAUGCUAAACAAUCAGAAGAAUUUUAUUCAUUUGGAGAUCUUCAGGAUGUUCAGCGGUACCUAAAAAAGGCUCAAAUAUUGAAUGGAAAGUUGGAUUCAGCUGCAGAUAAGAUUGAGCAGUUUAAUGCUGAAGAGGAAGCAUUUGGUUGGCCACCAUCUGUAUAUCCUCAACGUAAAAAAAUCCAAGAUGGCUUGAACCCUUAUCUUCGUCUUUAUGAAACUGCUGUCGAAUUUAGCAGCAAAUAUAGAGCAUGGACAGAAGGACCAUAUCACAAAGUGAAUCCAGACCAAGUAGAAGCAGAUGUUGGAAAUUAUUGGAGAGGACUAUAUAAACUGGAGAAAACCUUUCAAGAUUCUCCACAGGCAUUGACAAUGACAAAAAAAGUAAGAUCAAAGGUGGAAGAUUUCAAGCAGCACAUUCCUCUCAUUCAAGUGCUCUGUAAUCCCGGUUUGCGCCCCAGGCACUGGGAGGCCAUGUCUGCCAUUGUCGGUUACCCUUUGCAGCCAUCAGAUGACUCCACAGUCUUCUCUUUUUUAGACAUGAAUCUGGAGCCGUAUCUAGACAGAUUUGAAGGUAUUAGUGAAGCAGCUAGCAAAGAAUAUUCUCUGGAAAAGACGAUGGAGAAGAUGAUUAAUGAAUGGGAUGCAGUGGAAUUUGUCAUCCAUUCUUACAGAGAAACUGGGACAUUUAUUUUGGCAUCAGUUGAUGAAAUUCAGAUGUUGUUGGAUGACCAUAUUGUAAAAACACAAACUAUGCGAGGAUCUCCUUUCAUUAAGCCUUAUGAGAAACAAAUGAGAGAAUGGGAGGGCAAGCUCCUACUGCUUCAGGAGAUUCUGGAUGAAUGGCUCAAGGUCCAAGCCACGUGGUUAUAUCUGGAGCCCAUUUUCAGCUCUCCAGACAUUAUGUCUCAAAUGCCUGAGGAAGGUAGACGAUUUACAGCUGUGGAUAAGACGUGGAGAGAUAUAAUGAGAAUUGUCAUACAGGAUAAACAUGUUCUGACAGUUGUAACCAUUGAGAGAAUGCUGGAAAGACUGAAAAAAUGUAAUGAACUUUUGGAGCUCAUUCUUAAAGGACUUAAUGAAUAUUUGGAAAAGAAACGUCUCUUUUUCCCCAGAUUCUUUUUCUUGUCAAAUGAUGAACUUCUUGAGAUACUAUCUGAGACUAAAGAUCCCACUAGGGUGCAACCUCACUUGAAGAAAUGUUUUGAAGGAAUUGCAAAGGUAGAAUUUACGGAAACUUUAGACAUUACUCACAUGAAGAGUAGUGAAGGAGAGGUUGUGGAACUCAAAGAGAUCAUUUCAACAGCCAAAGCCAGAGGUCAAGUGGAGAAGUGGUUGGUUGAAUUAGAGAGAGUUAUGAUUAACUCCAUCCACAAGGUAAUUGGGGUUGCAAUUUUUGCCUAUACAAAAUAUGAGCGAAUUAACUGGGUAAGGGAUUGGCCUGGACAAACUGUUCUCUGUGUAUCCCAAAUCUUUUGGACGAAAGAAGUACAAACAGCUAUUCCAAAGGGAAUAAAGGCUCUUGAGCAAUACUUGGAAAUGUGUAACAUACAAAUUGAUGAUAUUGUCACUUUGGUGCGUGGCAAAUUGUCCAAGCAGAACCGCGUAACUCUGGGAGCACUUGUGGUACUGGAUGUCCAUGCUAGAGAUGUCCUCUCAUCACUUGUAAAAAAAAAUGUCAGUGAUGACUCUGACUUUGAAUGGUUAAGUCAGCUUAGGUACUAUUGGCAAGAAAAUCAUUUAGAAACAAAAAUGAUCAAUGCUGGUUUGAGAUAUGGAUAUGAAUAUCUGGGAAAUUCCCCUAGGCUGGUUAUUACACCACUCACAGAUAGAUGUUACAGGUAAUUUAAGGAUCUAUUGGAAAUAACUUUCCCUGACCCCUAUACCAUUGAUAUAUUUAAAAAUACCAAAUUGUCUUCCAUACUGUAAAUUUAGCCCAUUUUAUUUUUUCCUAGACUGUUAAUUUUCCUCUCAGCUUUGUCUUCAUUUUCUCUUUCUCUGCUGACUUCCUCCUCUCAAUGCUAGGACUCUAAGUAUUAGUAGGUGUCACUUUUUGUUGACCCGUUCAUCCCGCUUUUCUUCCUGAAACUUUGACUUUUUCUUGGAUCAUUUGAGUCAUUUUAUUAUUCCCUU
This is a messenger RNA of Sapajus apella (tufted capuchin), 4421 nucleotides long. RefSeq names its product dynein axonemal heavy chain 7 (gene DNAH7). The record is from RefSeq and is a predicted model, not a curated record. Gene Ontology annotation, biological process: microtubule-based movement. The coding region runs from base 195 to 4133 and encodes 1312 amino acids. NCBI's taxonomy places the organism in Eukaryota, Metazoa, Chordata, Mammalia, Primates, Cebidae. Gene Ontology annotation, cellular component: dynein complex. Gene Ontology annotation, molecular function: minus-end-directed microtubule motor activity; dynein light intermediate chain binding; dynein intermediate chain binding. The transcript is spliced from 24 exons.